CUCAGGCAGUAGCUGCGGUGGAGUGGCUUCGCGUGAGUGGAGCGCGCAAAACGGCUUGGCCAAGGUCGUCAUAAUCAUGGUUCAUUUCACCACUUUAAUAACAGAUAAUUCGCCUCAGUGCUGUAUCAGGAAAUGGACUGGGACCAGUUUGACUUGAACCCUAAAGUAAUUGCUGCCCUUAAGAAAGCUGACAUAAAAUCAAUAAAAGAGAUUUUAAAUCUUUCUGGAGCAGACUUGCAAAGAUUGAUGAAACUAUCCAGUGCAGAUAUACAGUGCUUACUGAAAACAGUCUCUCACAUGCUGAGGAGAAAUAGUAUGCUUACAGCACUUCAGCUCUGCCAAGAUAAAGAUCAUCUCACCUCCCAACACCAGAAGCUAAGCCUAGGAUGUUCAGUACUAGAUACCUUGUUAAAAGGUGGCAUUCCUUUAGUGGGAAUCACAGAACUUGCCGGGGAAAGUUCUGCUGGGAAGACUCAGAUUAGUUUACAACUAUGCCUUUGUGUGCAGUAUCCUUACAAAUAUGGUGGAUUAGAAUCUGGAGCUGUGUACAUUUGUACAGAAGAUGUAUUCCCAAGUAAACGUUUGCAACAACUCAUAGAUCAACAACAUAAGCUGCGUGUGGAUGUUCCAGCUGAAAUCAUACAGAAGAUCAAAUUUGGAAACAGUAUUUUUGUUGAGCAUGCAGCAGACCUAGAUACCUUUCACAACUGCAUUACUAAAAGGAUUUCCCUACUGCUCACAAGAGGCAUGGUGCGGUUGGUGGUCAUAGACUCUAUUGCCGCUUUGUUCCGAUGUGAAUUUGGAGUUUCAGAUUCUGUUAUGAAGGCUCGGUAUUUGCAGACAUUUGGAGCACAGCUUCACAGUUUAAGCACUAGAUUCAGGACUCCAAUAAUGUGCAUUAAUCAGGUGACCGAUGCAGUGAGUGAGUCGGAAGUUGCUCAGUGCAGUUGUAGCGUAGUGGAUAACAGAGUUUCUCCAGCACUUGGAAUAACCUGGGCAAAUCAACUGCUAAUGAGACUGAUGGUCAGCCGAAUGUCACAACCUGAACAAUCGUCUGGAGUUGCGUCACAUCUCACUGGAAGUGUGAGGACUUUAAGAGUAGUUUUUGCUCCUCAUCUCCCUCCAUCCUCUUGCUACUAUACAGUAAAACUGGAAGGUGUAAAAGGAAUAAAUACAUCCUUUGCAUAGUAAAGCAUCCUGCUGCAAAAAUGUAUCAUCAAAACUACUUUGCUUCAGGAAGAAUUAUUGGUAAAAUUAGACUCUUCCUGGAUUACAGAAAUGGAUGCUGAAAUACAUAAAUAGUUAUAUGACUACAUUAAGCCCUGUCCACAUUGUGAAAGAAGAUCUUUUUAUACUUGGAUAUAUGUUUAGCAGCUUUUCCUCAUGAGACAAGUAUUCAGAAGGAGAGUAAACCUGUGGGCAGGUGGAGGCUGCACAAUGAAGUGUGAUGUGGCAAUCCAUGUUAGGGGAGACCUGAUUUCUAAUUUUGUUUUAAUAGCAUGCCAAUCUAGAAACAGUAUUUACUGCAAUUGUAUAUCUUCUCUGUUUCCAGACCCAAAGGGAUUCAAAUUCAACCAGUUAAUAUUGC
Molecule: messenger RNA, 1588 nt
Organism: Haliaeetus leucocephalus (bald eagle)
Lineage: Eukaryota; Metazoa; Chordata; Aves; Accipitriformes; Accipitridae
Gene: XRCC3
Product: X-ray repair complementing defective repair in Chinese hamster cells 3
Exons: 8
Coding region: 133-1188 (351 amino acids)
Biological process (GO): telomere maintenance via recombination; double-strand break repair via synthesis-dependent strand annealing; resolution of mitotic recombination intermediates
Cellular component (GO): Rad51C-XRCC3 complex; replication fork
Molecular function (GO): ATP-dependent DNA damage sensor activity; ATP binding; four-way junction DNA binding
Source: RefSeq, a predicted model, not a curated record